AUUUAGACGAUAAUGUUGUAACUGAGAUUGUAAUUAAUUGGAAAAAAAAAAAAAACUGAAAAGGAGAAAGGAAAAGCCAGUAAAGGUUGGUGGUGAGCUCUUUGGAAGACGAGGAGUGGUCGAUGGCCCAGUCUCAUGACGACAGCAGUAGUCGCGAACUGCAGCGUAUUUCAGGCUCAAGACGAACACGUUCCCAGGGGGCGCCGGACUGGUCUUUGAUGGACUCGCUUAUCCUUGUCAAUGAGAUCGCCGCCGUCGAAGCCGAUUGCUCCAAAGCCCUAUCUUCCUAUCAGAAAUGGGUGAUUAUAGCUGAGAAUUGCACCGGUUUGAACGUCCCCAGGAAAUUGAACCAGUGCCGGCGGAAAUGGGACUCUCUUCUUCUCGACUAUAAUAACAUCAAGAAAUGGGAGUCCAACUCCGGAGAUAGUGUUUCGUUUUGGUCCAUUGGAAGCGAUAGGCGAGAAUCUCUAGGACUUCCGGGAGACUUCCACCACGAUCUGUUUUUAGCUAUUGAGAGUCUCAUAAUGGCGCGAGAGAAUCAACCGGAUACGGACCCUGAGGAUGGCGAUGAUGAAGCUAAAGACGAUAUGGUUGAUCUCGUAAAAGAGCUAGGUGCAGACACCGAUUUAUACAAGCAAGCCAAAGGGUCUAAGAGGCAAAGGAGGAGGUCAACAUCUCAAGAGAACUCUGCAUGGAAAAGCCUUUCAGAAGAAGUAUCUAUAAAGAGCCAGGCAGAAACAAAAGCUCCUGGAUUUCACGUUGAAGAUAAUCCUGCCAUGAAUUCCAUAGAAAAAACUCCUGUUAGAAGCUCUUCAGAUUUAAAGCCACUUGAUCAGACGAGUACGAAGAGAAAGUCUCGAAAAGGUAAUGUGGUUGAAAAUGAGAAUCAUGAGACAGCUGAAACAGAAGAUGAGAAAGAACAAAGAUUUGCACAAAUGUUGCGUGAAAAUGCAGAAAUGAUUAGCUCCAUUGUUUCUGAGAAUGGAAUGUAUGGAGUUGGUAAGGCGGAGAAUGGUGAAGUUGGCCAAACCAAAUCAGCUGAAUAUGUUAGGCGUCAAGGAGAUAAGCUGAUUGCCUGCCUUGGAGACAUUGUAAAAUCCCUUGACCAUCUCUGUGUUCUUGUCCAAGAAUGUGAAUAAUUUAACUGUGGUAGUCCUCAAAAUUAACAUGAGAACAAUAUUCUUUUUUGUUACAUUAAUUAAUGUUAUUGUAGUGUAAAUAUUGCAUCUGGGUUCUCUUACCAUGCUCAUUAUCAUUUUGGUCUGAAAUUGAGAUU
Molecule: messenger RNA, 1276 nt
Organism: Cannabis sativa
Lineage: Eukaryota; Viridiplantae; Streptophyta; Magnoliopsida; Rosales; Cannabaceae
Product: trihelix transcription factor ASR3
Exons: 3
Coding region: 123-1139 (338 amino acids)
Source: RefSeq, a predicted model, not a curated record